AUGUUUUCAAUCGACGCCCUGCUUAGCAGCAACAAAGAUGUGCGAUUUGAUGUUCCCUCCUCUCCUGACAGUUAUGCAAAUUGCGAGGAUAAUUGCGCUGCCCCCGUGCCAGUGACAGAAGCAGAAAACUGCCCCUCGCAAUGUUUACAACUCGCUUCGGUUCAGCGAGAACAACAAAAACAGUCAGGUUCCAGUGAAACGGACACCUGGACACACAGGUUUCCUUUUGUUACCGCAUUCUUCGGGGAUGGAACUCUUGGCAGUCCCAAUAACAAGACAAUCAGUACGCUUCUGGCUUCAUUGUAUACUGAUAUACGAGCAGUGAAUCAGAUGCCAAAGUCGUCGUUCGUUCAGAAUCAGAUGCCAAUCAACCUAAAAAGUUCCUACUUCAAUGCAGGUAAAGAAAAAACUGGUCUUUAA
Dibothriocephalus latus is the source of this 420-nucleotide messenger RNA. Lineage: Eukaryota; Metazoa; Platyhelminthes; Cestoda; Diphyllobothriidea; Diphyllobothriidae. The record is from the annotation of a GenBank genome assembly.